CAAAGUAGACCCGGACCACUUUUAUCUCCUCUAUUCCACAUCUGAGACUAUAAUCUUCUCUAUGUAGGUGAGCAACCAACUAGUAUCAACGACGAUAACAUUUUUCGUGUCGGAUCUCUCCGAACAGGUUUUCCUGGUAAAAUCAGUGUUCCGGAACAUCAUCUACAGUUGAAAUGAGAUGGCGUCUUCACACAAUGUCGAGUUGGAAGCAGCAAAGUUCUUGCACAAGCUCAUUCAAGAUUCUAAAGAUGAGCCUGCAAAAUUGGCUAAAAAACUUUACGUGAUAUUGCAACAUAUGAAAUCAAGUGGGAAGGAGCAUUCAAUGCCAUAUCAAGUUAUAUCAAGGGCCAUGGAGACAGUUAUCAAUCAGAAUGGUCUUGAUAUUGAAGCUUUGAAGUCAUCACGUCUUCCUAUGACCAGUGGGACUCAAAUGGGAGAUUCUUCAACGGCUCAAUGUGCAGGAUCUUCUUCUCAAGCGGUUGGAGUUUCAAAAGAUCCCAAAAUGGGUUUGACUGAAAAUGAAAUGUCUAAAAUUGACCCAUUUACUUCUAAUAGGCAGCCUGUGGGUCCUAAUGCUGCAGGUCAUGAUUAUUACCAAGCAUCUGGAACUCAUAGAAGUAGUCAAUCUUUUGAUCAUGAAAGUCCAUCCAGUUUGGACACUAGGUCUGCCAACUCACAAUCGCAAGAAAGGCAAAAAGAUGGUAAAAAGCCUACAACUAAGAGGAAGAGAGGUGAUUCAUCAAUUCCAGUGGAACUACAAAAUGAGAACUCCCAGCAACAUGAUUCCUGGAACCCUGUGGUUAAUGCUAGGAGGGGGAAGAUGAAUAAGGUUGAAUCUCCUGGGGGUUUUUCAGUUAAAGGUGGUGAGCUUUCGAACUUUAACAUGAUUCCAAGUGGUGGUCAAAUGGAACAUUUUUCAUCUUUGUCUGGUAACUUGAGUUCAGUACUCAGAGUUAAGCAAGAAGGUCAAAAUGCUUCUGAAAAACCAAUGGAUUCAGCUAACAUUAGUAAUUCCCUUUCAAGGGCUUCAGCUUCAAAAUUCCCUGAAGAGGUGGAAGUUUCCUCUUCUCACAACACUUCAGGACAGCAGCAAGGGAGUUCCCUUCCUUCAACAAAUGACAUUUUUGCUUCCAGGGGUGUAUGGAAUAGAGCAGGAUUUCCAUUUGAAAGAUCUCAUGUUCCCAAGUUUUCUUCAAAUGUUCUUCCCAGUAACAUGAUGUCAGAAUCUGCAAUGCAGCAUCCAACAGUAUCAUCCCAUGGAGGAAGUAUUUUUGGAAAGGUUCAUGGAGGGUUUCCCGUUGGUCCAAAUUCAUUCCCAACAGGAGAAUCAGUCUCCCCAAUGCCUAACCCAGCAGAAGCCCAAUUUUCUAAUAAUCGAGGGGAUGAAAUAUCUAUGGUGAAUCCUAGUGGAAAGGUUAUGGAGCAUGAUGGAAGUCCAAAUACCUUAACAGAUUCAAAUAGGAUUGUUCAGGUUGGCCGCCAAAAUAGCAUUUCAGGUACAACUAUGCGUAGAACCACACCUUCUAAAGAUACAGGUAAAUCUUCUGUUUCCCAGGGCCCUGCAUUCUCUGGCAUGCCUUUCAAGGAACAACAGCUGAAGCAACUCCGAGCCCAGUGCCUUGUCUUUUUAGCUUUUAGAAAUGGUUUGAUGCCAAAGAAACUGCAUCUUGAAAUUGCACUUGGAAACGUCUUUCCAAAAGAAGGUGGCAAUGUAGAUGUUUUACGCAAGGAGCUCAUGGACCACCAUACAGCAAAACAACAAUCCUUGAAUGAUCACAGUGGCAUUCCUGGAGUUGUGGCACCAUUUGGAAGGCUGAGUAAUGCCAAGGAAACUGAUCGAAUCCCAUCAGGUGCUUCAUCUUCUGGAAGAAUGCUGGAAGCUGACUCUUUGUUCAAGGAGGCUGAGAACUCAAAGUUGAUGGAGGAAAAAAGUGGCUUAGCUCCUGAUCACUUUGCACUUGCAGAAGCGAAACAACUGUCGGCUACAAGAAAAACAGAGGCUGAAAUGAAGAGUCAGGACACAUUGGAAUCUCAGACAUUUUUAGCAACUACAUCACAGCAACCAGAAUUUAUGAACUGUGAGAUGAAUAGCUGGACUGGCAUUGGCAGUCAGAAUGAUGUAUCAAGAAGACCCCUACCAGCCUCUGCUGUUCAGAAUGAAUUGGGGCCAGAAAGAAAAGACAAUGCUCCUAGUCAGUUUCAAAGUGUUGUUAACAGUGGUCUUUCUGAUAGUUACCUGUCUUCUUUGUCACUGAGGGAGCAAUGGAAACCAGUUUCAGGAACUAACAAUGAUCAUCGUGCAAUGAUUUCAAUGAAGGAUGUGUCUCAAGAUGAUUCAAAGUUUUCAGAUGGGAUCAAAUCAGUUCCAGUUGAUAACUUGUUUAGAAAUGGCAUUGCUUUCACGACAACGAGUAAUGAGGAAGAUAAGUCACUGCGUUCUAAUUUGCCACCAGCUCCAAAGUAUACCAUGUCAGAGAAAUGGAUUAUGGAUAUGCAAAAAAGGAAACUUUUGGCUGAGCAAAGUUGGAUAGUAAAGCAGCAAAAAACAAAGCAAAAAAUCUCAGCUUGUUAUGAUAAGCUAAAGGAAAAUGUGAGUUCAUCUGAAGAUAUAUCUGCCAAAACCAAAAGUGUCAUAGAACUGAAGAAGCUGCAAUUGUUGGGACUUCAACGUCGUCUUAGGAGUGAUUUUCUAAAUGACUUUUUUAAACCGGUUUCAACUGACAUGGAUCGGUUGAAAUCAUAUAAGAAACAUAGACAUGGUAGAAGGAUAAAACAGCUUGAAAAAUAUGAGCAGAAAAUGAAGGAAGAGCGACAAAAGAGAAUUCGUGAGAGGCAGAAGGAGUUCUUCAGCGAGAUAGAAGUCCACAAGGAGAGGCUUGAUGAUGUAUUUAAAAUUAAGAGAGAACGCUGGAGAGGUUUUAAUAAAUAUGUUAAGGAGUUCCAUAAAAGAAAGGAACGUAUUCAUCGUGAGAAGAUUGACAGAAUUCAGCGUGAGAAAAUUAAUUUAUUGAAGAUAAAUGAUGUGGAGGGAUAUCUGCGAAUGGUACAGGAUGCCAAAUCCGAUCGGGUAAAGCAACUUCUCAAAGAGACCGAGAAAUAUCUUCAAAAGCUUGGAUCCAAGCUGCAAGAGGCUAAGUCUGUGGCGAGCCAUUUUGAACAUGAUAUGGAUGAAACAAGAACUCCAAUAAUUGAGAUGUAUGAGCCUGCUGUGGAAAAUGAAGAUGAAAGUGACCAAGCAAAGCAUUACUUGGAAAGCAAUGAGAAGUACUAUUUGAUGGCCCAUAGUAUUAAAGAGAGUAUUUCAGAGCAGCCAACUUGUCUUCAGGGUGGAAAACUGAGGGAGUACCAGAUGAAUGGACUAAGGUGGUUGGUAUCACUUUACAACAAUCAUUUGAAUGGAAUCUUAGCUGAUGAAAUGGGCCUUGGAAAAACUGUCCAGGUUAUUGCUCUAAUUUGUUACCUUAUGGAAACCAAAAAUGAUAGAGGACCCUUUUUAGUGGUUGUGCCAUCUUCAGUUCUACCUGGGUGGGACUCAGAAAUCAGCUUUUGGGCCCCUGGAAUACAUAAAAUUGUAUACUCUGGCCAUCCAGAGGAGAGGCGUAGAUUAUUCAAGGAAAAAAUUGUGCAUCAGAAAUUCAAUGUUCUUCUGACAACGUAUGAGUAUCUGAUGAACAAACAUGAUAGACCAAAACUUAGCAAGGUACAUUGGCAUUAUAUUAUAAUUGAUGAAGGCCAUCGCAUAAAAAAUGCAUCUUGCAAGUUGAAUGCAGACUUGAAGCACUAUCAGAGUUCUCACAGAUUGUUGUUAACUGGAACACCACUACAGAAUAAUCUUGAAGAACUUUGGGCAUUACUCAACUUUUUGUUGCCAAAUAUAUUCAAUUCAUCAGAAGAUUUUUCUCAGUGGUUCAACAAACCAUUUCAAAGUAAUGGAGACACUUCACCUGAUGAAGCUUUGUUAUCUGAGGAGGAGAAUCUGUUAAUCAUAAACCGUUUGCACCAAGUUCUACGACCAUUUGUACUUCGGAGGCUAAAACACAAGGUUGAAAAUCAACUACCUGAAAAGAUUGAGAGACUUAUAAGGUGUGAGGCUUCUGCCUAUCAGAAGCUGUUAAUGAAGAGGGUUGAAGAAAAUCUUGGUUCAAUUGGAAAUUCAAAGGUUCGGUCUGUUCAUAACUCUGUUAUGGAGCUUCGAAAUAUAUGCAAUCAUCCAUAUCUCAGCCAGCUUCAUGCAGAGGAGAUUGAUGCUUUAAUACCUAGGCAUUAUCUGCCACCAAUUGUUCGACUUUGUGGGAAGCUUGAGAUGCUAGAUAGAUUACUGCCAAAACUGAAAGCGACUGAUCAUCGGGUUCUUUUCUUUUCCACCAUGACUAGGCUACUUGAUGUCAUGGAAGACUAUCUCACCUUUAAACAAUACCGAUACCUUAGGUUGGAUGGGCAUACAUCUGGGGGUGACCGAGGUGCUCUCAUUGACAAAUUCAACCAACAAGAUUCACCCUUUUUUAUAUUUCUUCUCAGCAUUCGUGCUGGUGGCGUUGGAGUUAAUCUUCAAGCUGCUGAUACUGUGAUCAUAUUUGACACCGACUGGAAUCCACAGGUUGAUCUGCAAGCACAGGCAAGGGCUCAUAGGAUUGGCCAGAAGAGGGAUGUGCUUGUUCUUAGAUUUGAAACAGUUCAAACUGUUGAGGAACAAGUUAGAGCUUCUGCUGAGCACAAACUCGGAGUUGCUAACCAGAGCAUUACUGCUGGUUUCUUUGAUAAUAAUACAAGUGCCGAAGAUCGUAGGGAAUACUUGGAGUCUUUACUGCGGGAGUGUAAGAAAGAGGAAGCUGCACCUGUGUUAGACGAUGAUGCUUUAAAUGAUGUCUUAGCCCGCAGUGAAUCUGAGAUUGACGUGUUUGAAUCAGUUGACAAGCAAAGGCGGGAAGAAGAGAUGGCAAUGUGGAAAAAGUUGGUUGGCAGACAGGGGAUGGAUGGUUCUGAGCCUUUACCUCCGUUGCCUUCUCGCCUUGUUACUGAUAAUGAUUUGCAAGCGUUCUAUGAAGCAAUGAAGAUAUUUGAUGUACCGAAGACUGUGGUAACACCUCAAGUUGGUGUAAAGCGGAAGAAUGAGUAUCUUGGGGCACUUGAUACCAAACAAUAUGGAAGAGGCAAGAGAGCAAGAGAGGUGAGGUCCUAUGAAGAGCAAUGGACAGAAGAGGAAUUUGAAAAAAUGUGUCAGGUGGAGUCUCCUCACUCCCCUAAGGUGAAGGAGGAAGGAACAGAAAAGAACUUGCCAACAGCCACCAGCGGCUCCACAGUAGCUCUUGAUAGCACAGAACCUCAUGUUGUUAUCCCUCCACCCUCUUCACCCCCUGCACCCCUUCCACCCCUUCCACCCCCUCCACCCCCUCCACCACCGUCUGUGGAUCCUCCACAGUUACAGCAAAGCAAAGAGGCAACACCACCAUCUAAGCGGGGCCGUGGAAGGCCAAGAAGGGCAGAUAAAUCUCCAAUUGCAAUGGUGAUCCCGACAUCUUCUGCAACAGGGAAAGCGACAGGGUUACAGAAAGAUACAUUGACCAGCUAUUCAGCAACCUUGGGUCCUGGUUCAUCACCUGGAUCUACUGCUGUCGGUGGACCUUUGCAGCAUGUUAUUGGGAUUGCUUCUAGUUCUCAGCCAACCCCUGAGUUCCAUCCUGCUACUCCUGGCUCACAAUCUGCAUCUGAAUGCCCUUCUAUAUCUGUACAAUCAAGGGGACGAGGCCGAAAGAUUCAGAGUGGUGAACUAGCAACCCGGCGUAGGGGAAAGAAACAUAAUUCAGUGUUACCUGCUGUUGCAGAUGGUUUAUCAAGUACUGGUACUGAUCCAAAAGUAAACAAGCAAUCCCAGAGUAAAUCUGUGAAUCCUGUUGGUAGCCAGCCUAUCGCCAUCGGUGCAACUGGUUCUAGCAUCCCUAUUACACCUGUUCCUGAUUCUCUACCCGGUUCUGCUGGUGGAACUAGUGAUCCUUCUGUUGUAGGGGUUUCUUUGAAUUUGGUACCAGUCACCCAUGUAGCAUCUGUUCCUACUGCACCACAACCCUCCCUCCCCUGUCAUCCAGCACCCAUGCAACCUAAAGGGCAGAGCAGGAAAACUCAAAGUGGAGUGGUGACCCCUCGUCGUAGAGGAAAGAGACAGGCAGUGAUAUCGCUUCCUGUUCCUGCUAGUGUGUGCAUGGAAUCAGAUCUUCAAUCAGAGGAUAAUUCUGGUAAUAUGUCUGGAAGUAAAGCUGUUUCAAUGGCAAGUAAACAAGAUAUCGUGUCUCAGGAGUUGUCAAAUGCGAUUCAGGAGCAACCACAUGGUGUUGGUGAACCUGCUGAUGUUUCUGGUCAGGACAAAAAAUCUAUUGAGCAAUCAGAUGAUGCUGUCCAGCACCCACUUCCAACAAGCUCGUUGGCAGUGCAUGGUAUCAGUGGCGGAUCUUCUGUUUCUGCUUCUGUACAAGUUCCAAGUGCUGCUUUAUCUGAAGUUGCUUCAGGGUCAAGGGAGGAUUUAUCUGAAAAUAACUCUUCAAAAGGUGGGGCUCUUCCAACUUCAGCUGUAUCAAGUAAAACUGUUGUUGAGGUGAUCAAGAACCAAAAUUCCAAGGACAAAGCUUCUACCGAUAUAUCAACUUUGAAGACUGCAUCUCAAGCUGCUGGCCCUGUAGCUGACUCUCUUCCUGGUUCUACCGUUGUGGAAGAUAUCAAUAAAAUGAUGCAGUCUGUUGCUGGGGCCAUAGUUCCUGGGUCACAGUCAAAUUUUACUGACCCAUCUGUUGCUGUACCUUAUCAAUCUACCCCUGCUCAGGCUCCAGAAUCUGUUCCAGUGAAAAGACAAGGUCGUAAAACUCCUAGCAGAGGAGAAGCACCUAGGCGCAGGGGGAAGAGACAGGCUUUGGGAUUAUCUGCAAUCCCUGAUGGGUCUGUUGGUCUAGAUCCAAAUUUAAAUCAGCAAUCUCAUAGCAAACCCAGGGAAAUUAGAGGAAGCAAAAUCAUUGACCCAAGAAGUAAGCAAGAGUCUGAUGCUAAGGUAUUGAUGGAGGUUAUCCAGGCACCUGCAUGUGAAGUCCCAUCUCCUGGUGGUUUAGCUGGUCAGGAUCCAAAACGAAAAGAAACAUGUACAAACCCAGUACUUGGACGAAUUCAGACUGCCGUAACUGAUGUUGCUCGUGUUAUGAAGGAGAUUUUCUCUGAAACUUGCUCAGCAAAAGCUAAAGCUGGUGAAUGUUCUGGGAUUGAUGCCAAGGAUAAUACUUUGUCUGUAUCCAGUAACACCCUUGCAGAGGAGGCACAGAGCCAAAGUUCAAGAGAUAAAGCAUGUCCAGAGAUGCCCACUUUGGAAACAGUCCCUCCAGGUUUGGACGUUCAAGUCAAUGAAAAUAAAGAGCAGCCUGGGACAGGAAGGGAUGCAAAUGUUGAAGGUGGCACUGAGAUUUUCUCUGAAACUUUCUCAUCUAAAGAUAAACCUUUUGACACUUCUGGGAGUGAGGAUAUGAAUGCUUCUAUUGUGGUUGUAUCUAGUAACAAUGUUGCACAAAACCAAAGUUCAGAGGAUAAAACAUGCCCAGAUAUGCCAACUUUGGCAACAGCACAACUAGGUUUUGACUCUGCAAUCAAUACACAUGCAGAUCAAUUUGAAAAUGGAAACGACGCAAAAAGCAAAAGUGACGAGGAGAUAACAUCCGAAACAUGCUCGUCUAAAGCUGGUGUACCUUCUGAGAGUGAAGGUAAAGAUGAUCCUAUUAUGCCUGUAGCCAAUCAACCUGUUCAAGAGGUGUCCCAAAAUCAAAGUGCAGAUGAUAAAGCCUGUCCAGAUAUUCUGACUUUGGAAACUGACCCUCCUGGUUCUGACAUGCUAAUGAAAAAUAAGGAGUCCUGGACUGAAAAUGACGCAAAAGUUACAGUUGACAAGGAGAUUUUCUCAGAAACUUUCUUAUCGAAAGCUAAAGCUGGUGAUUCUUCUGGGAGUGAAGGUUUUGACAUUCCAAUCAACCAGCAUAAAGACCAGUGUAGGACUGAAAGUGAUUCAAAAGUUACAGUUGACAUGGAGAUUUCCUCUGAAACUUUCUCAUCAAAAGCUAAAGCUGUUUAUUCCUCUGGGAGUGACAAUAUGAAUGCACCUAUUACAGGUCAAUCCACUAGCACCAUUAUGGAGGUGGUCCAAAAUGAGAGUUCAGGGGAUAAAACUUGUCCAGAGAUGUUGACGUUGGGAACUGCAUCUCUGGGUUUUGACAUCACAACUAACAAGCAUAAAGAGCAGUCUGGGACUGAAGGUGAUGCAAUUAUUAAAGGUAACAAUGAGAUUAUCUCAGAAACCUGCUCAGCAAAAGCUACAGCUGGAGACUCUCCUGGUAAUGAAGGUAUGGAUGCAGAAAUUAAAGGUGGCAAUUCUCCUUUCUCUUGUGACUAUCAGGCCUUAUGGACUGAAGCUUCCAAACCUGAAAGUAAGACUGAUGAUGGUUCUGCUGAGAACAUGGGGAAUUUAAGAGAGCUAAUACAGCUUCCUGAUGACAAAACAAUGGUGGGAAGUACCUCAGAGAUCAGUUGUACGGUUCAGCUCAAUGCAGGCCAAAACAAAGAUGUUCAUGCUCAGGAGUCGCUCGUGCCUGCAAGUGAUCUCACAAGUUCUAAUAAAAGGUUAUCCAGCAGUCAGGUUCCAGGUGUGGUGCCGCUUUCUGACGGUACCGAGAAUAAUUUUGGGGACACAACAAUACCUUCAUCUAAUGGUUCUCCAAAAUCUUCUUCUGUUGGUGUUAUCCAUGCUGAUUGUCAUACAAUUUCCAUGAAUGAUGAAGAUACUGGUGAUCAUGACAGAACAAGCCCGCUUGUUGUCACUGCAACAGAACCUCCUAGCUUAAGUAAGCCUUUCUCAAAAGAGUCCAUUGAAACUUCUCUUCUUGCUGUCAGCAGUAUUGAGGCUUCCUCAAUUCCAACAUGUGAUCAAAUAGCUGUUUCUGAGGAUAUUGGGGUAAUGCCGGGAAACUUGUCUGAGGAGUUGGGUCCACCUUCAUCAGCUCUAGCAAUUGAGGAAGAUAAGAUUGAGGGCUGCUCAGAGAAAGAUUCUGUUUGCAACUUGGUGGCUCUACAUAAUUUAAAGGGGUCUGAAGCAGUUAAUAAAAAGGAUGUUUUUCAGAGUGGUAAUGCUGUGCCAGAGAGCUUAUCUGAGGAUUUUGGUCUGCCUUCGUCUGCUGAGAUUGAGGAAGAAAAGAUUAAUGAUUCACCUCAGAAGGAUAUAGAGAGCAGCUUUGUGGUGGCACUGGAUGAGUUAAAAGGGUCUGUAGGUGAAGCAGAUGAUCAGAUUGAUGUUUCUCAGGGUGGCAGGGGUUUGGGUCUGCCCUCAUCCUUGGUGAUUGAGAAAGGACAGAUUCAUGGUUCCUCUGAGAUGGAUAUGGUUGGCAACUUAGUGUCAGCAGAGGAUUCAAAAACUUCUGCAGGUAAUGCAGGUGAACAAAUUUAUGUUUCUCAGGGUGGUGAUGUCACACCAGAGACCUUAUCAAAUGACUUAGAUUUGCCUUCAUCCUCAAUGGUGACUGAGGGAAAAAUUGAGGGAUCCUCUGGAAAAGAUCCAGUUAGCAGCUUGGUGUCAGUGGAGGAUUCAAAAGGUUCUGUAGGUGACGUCAUGCCAGGGAACUUAACAAAGGACUUAGAUCUGGUUUCAUCUUCCAUGGUGAUUGAGGAGGAAAAAAUUGAGGGAUUCUCUGAAAAAGAUCCAGUUAGCAGCUUAGUGUCAGUGGAUGAUUCAAAAGGUUCUGUAGGUAAAGGGGAUGAACAAAAUGAUGUUUCUCAGGGUGGUAAUGUCAUUCCAGAGAACUUACCAAGGGACUUAGAUCUGCCUUCAUCCGCCAUGGUGGUUGAGGAAGAAAAAAUUGAAGAAUCCUCUGAAAAGGCUCCACUUAGCAGCUUAGUGUCAGUGGAUGAUUCAAAAGGUUCUAUAGGGGAAGCAGGUCAUCAAGUGAAUGUUUCUUCGGGUGCUGGGGUUGAGCAAGAGACCUUAGCUGAGGAUUCAGGUCUGCCUUUAUCCUCCAUGGUGAUUGAGGAAGAGAAGGUAGAAGGUUCCUCUGAGAAGGAUCUAUUUAGAGACUUAGUGCCACCGGGGGAUUUGAAAGCUUCUGUAGGUGAAGCAGGUGAACAAAUUAAUAUUGCUCAGAGUCAUGAUGUCAUGCCAGAGACUUCAUCUGAGGAUUUAGAUCUGCCUUCAUCCUCCAUUGUAAUUGAUGAAGAAUUAAUUGAGGGAUCCUCUGAAAAAGAUCCAGGUAGCAGCUUAGUGUCAGUGGAGGAUUCGAAAGCUUCUGUAGGUGAUGUGGGUGAACAAAUUUAUGUUUCUUCAGGUGCUGGGUUUGUGCAAGAAACCUUAUCUGAAGAUUUGGGUCUGCCUUUAUCCUCCUUGGUGGUUGAGGAAGAAAAGAUAGAUGGUUCAUCUGAGAAGGAUAAUGCUUGCAACUUUGUGUCAGUGGAGGAUUCAAAUGCUUCUGUAGCUGAAGCAGGUGAGCAAAUUGAUGUUUCUCAGGGUGGUGAUGUCAUUUCAGAGAACUUGUCAAAUGACUUAGAUCUGCCUUCACCCUCCCUGGUGAUUGAGGAAAAACCUGAGGGAUCCUCUGAAAAAGAUCCAGUUAGCAGCUUAGUGUCAGUGGAGGAUUCAAAAUGUUCUGUAGGUGAAGAAGGUGAACAAAUUGAUGUUUCUCAGAGUGAUGACAUAAUGCCAGAGAACUUAUCAAAGGACUUAGAUCUGCCUUCAUCUUCCAUGGUGAUUGAGGAGGAAAAAAUUGAGGAAUCCUCUGCAAAAGAUCUAGUUGGUGGCUUAGUGUCAGUGGAGGAUUUAAAAGGUUCUGUAGGUAAUCAAAUGAAUGCUUCUUCGGAUGCUGGGGUUGUGCAAGAGAACUUAUCUGAGGAUCCAGGUCGACCUUUAUCCUCCUUAGUUGUUGUGGAAGAUAAGAUAGAUGAUCUCUCCGAGAAGGAUACAGUUUUAGAGUCACUGGAGGAUCCAAAAGGGUCUGAAGCUGAAGCAGGUAAUAAAAUAGGUUUUGCUUCGGGUUUUGGGGUUGAGCAAGAACCUGUUUCAGAAACCUUGGAUCUGCCCGCACCUUCCAUGGCAGUGGAGCAAGAAAAGACCGAGGUUUUGUCCAAGGAUCCAAUUGGCAGCUCAGUUUCACAGGAGUUAGAAGGAUCCAAAGCUGAAGCCUGUCAUCAAUUGGAUUUGUCUCAGGGUGAAGAAGUUGUGCCAGAAAAUGUGUCAGAAGAUGCAACUCCACCUCCAUCUUCCUCGGAGAUGGUGGAAGAAGAGACUAAAAACCAGUCUGAGAAGGACCCCGUUAGCAGUUCAACAGCAACGUAGGAAUCAAGUGGUUCUGAAGCUGAGUAAAUGUAUCAAGAUAGGGUUCUUGUUAGUUUUGUUUGAAUUUCUUGCAGUAUGUUACUUUUACAAUGACUAACUGAAUGCAUUCAGAUAGAUAAUUACACCAUUGGGCCUUUAAAUAAUUCCAAUUUUAGCAAGAUUCAAGCAAGAAUAUUUAUUUUAUACUA
This is a messenger RNA of Mangifera indica (mango), 11523 nucleotides long. RefSeq names its product chromatin structure-remodeling complex protein SYD-like. NCBI's taxonomy places the organism in Eukaryota, Viridiplantae, Streptophyta, Magnoliopsida, Sapindales, Anacardiaceae. The transcript is spliced from 36 exons. Gene Ontology annotation, biological process: positive regulation of transcription by RNA polymerase II. The coding region runs from base 179 to 11335 and encodes 3718 amino acids. The record is from RefSeq and is a predicted model, not a curated record. Gene Ontology annotation, cellular component: nucleus. Gene Ontology annotation, molecular function: DNA binding; ATP binding; metal ion binding.